Molecule: messenger RNA, 1032 nt
Organism: Dictyostelium discoideum AX4
Lineage: Eukaryota; Evosea; Eumycetozoa; Dictyosteliales; Dictyosteliaceae
Exons: 1
Coding region: 1-1032 (343 amino acids)
Source: RefSeq, a predicted model, not a curated record
AUGAGAGAUGUAAUUAGAGUUUGGAUUCCAAUUGACACAAAUGUAAAUGCACCAAAUUAUCAAAUUCCAACCUUUGAAAAUCAAAAAGAUUUAUUCAUUGCAAUGUUAGCUCCAAGUGAAAAUGAAGAAGCCUCACCACCAGUGAAUCCACAUUCCUACAAUGAACCAAAAGACUCAAAAGAUAAGAAAAUUGAUGAAUUAACUUUAGACUGGAUUGAUGUUAUGAGCUUCUCACAUAAUGUGGCAUCCAAUGCAAAAGAUGUUCACCUUGGUGAAUUAACAUUAACUAAAUUUGUAUGUGACCGUUCACCAUCACUCAACUAUAUGACAUUACGUCGUGAAAUUAUUCCUCACGUCAUUCAUCGUUCUAUUGGUAAAAUGAAAGAGAAUGUACUUCCAAUUCUCGAAUAUGAAAUGCAUCAUUGUACUUUAUCAAAUGUUUCAAUUUCUGGUGGUACUGGUGGAAAGCCAGUUGAAACAUUAUCAGUUUCAUGUAAAAUUAUCAUUGUCAAGAAUAUUAGAAUUAAUGUACAAUCUGGUGAAUUAUUAUGUUAUCAAGUUUACAAAUGGGAUAUGCUAAAAGAAAAUGGCUCAAAAACCAUUCGUUCAACAAAUUAUGCUACUCCAACAGCAUCAAAUUUAUUAGAAUUAGCAAAGAAUCGUAUAAUGGUUGAUCUUGAUUCUCAAGAUCCAUCAAUGGUUAAAUUACUCAAAGAUCUUGGAAUUGUACCUAAAUAUAAUUUACCACAAUCCGACAGUAGCGAUAAUGAUCAUGAUGAAGGUGCAAAUGAAUUCCACAGAGUAAUGAUAAGUAAAGAACCAGAAUUAUUCCAAUUACUUGAUGUAUCACCACAUACAAUAACAAUUGAUACAAUUAAAAAAUCAAUCUCGGAUAAACUUAAUAUUCCAUUGGAUACAAUCAAAUGUUUAUACAAUCACUCAAAUGGUAUCUUAAUUGAUUCUCCAAAAAUUUUAAAAAUUUCAAACUCCUAUUUGGUACAACUUACUAAUGGUAAAUUCUAUGGUUAUUAA